CUAAUCAGUUGACGUUUGUAUCUUUACAAUCCAACCUAUAAUUUUCAUAAUGUGAUUAACAAAGUUUUUUAACUAAUUUUGAGCUAAAUUUCGUAGCAACACAGAAAACUAUGUCGAGGUAGCAAAUAUAGUUUUUCUAAAUGUCCAAAAUGACUCCAGCUGUUGAACAAUGGUCGAUGUUUUCGGCCUCGCAAAACCUUCCUGCGGUUUUAAAUGAUCCUAAUAAAGGUAAACAAUCAAAUUUUUUUACUAGAACAUGGGGUGAUAACUUUGUAGAAUCUGCUAAUCCUGGAAAAAGCCCAUUUUUACCAGAAGUGGGGUAUGCCCACUUUGAAAGUUUUCUAAGAAAGUAUUCCCGAAGAUAUCGACGUCAUGUGAGAUUAUCUCAGAAUAAACUUGAUGUGAAAUCAAAGUCUAAAAAUGAUAGUUCCCAAAAUGACAAUGUUCUUAGUAAAAUACCUGGCUAUUUUUUUGACCAAACUUUUCCGCUGAAUAGUUCUGAAAUGUUUAACAAUGUAUUUGGAGAUAUUUGGAAGAACAAUAUUAACCCUAGCAAGGCAUCAGAAUAUGCACUUCAAGAAAAACUGAGUCAUUAUUUAGAUUAUGUUGAAGAACUAAUUGCAAAACAAGUUUCUCAAAAAUCAGAUGCAUUUUUUCAUGCAAUGACUUCACAUGAUACAAUUAUGGAAGAGAUGGGUUCUGCAUGUGAGCAGGUGCGUUUAUUGCGUUCUAAAAUUUACGGAAUUGAUAAAACUCUUGCAAGAGAUUCUUUGGGAAUGUUGGGACUUGUAAGAUCUCGAAAUAACUACAACUCCCUUUUGGAUAAAUUAAAGCUUAUGGCUACUGUUUUGCAAACUCAACCAACCUUACAGCUUUUGUUGAGUUCAUCAGAUUAUGUAGGAGCAUUAGAGUUGAUUGCAAGCACCCAGGAAGUUUUAUCAAAGGAACUAGCAGGGGUUACCUGUUUGCGACAUUUACCUUCCCAAUUAAAGGAAAUGUCUCGGCUAAUUGAUAAAAUGUUAUCUACAGAAUUUGAGAGAUAUGCAGCUGCUGACUUAAAUAGACCACUGGAUGAUGUAGCUGGGGUAUUGGAGUCAGAGAGACUAAUUAGUUUAACAGCAGGAUUGCUUCGUCAGAGUCAUCUGCAAUUUUUAGAAGUAUAUAAACAAGAAGCAAUUACAGCUGCCCAAGCUAUCGUCAAACAACUGGUAAUUGAACAGUUGGCUGAUGUUGAAGAUGAUGUAGAACAUUGUUUGACCGGGUCAGGUGAAGCUCCACCAUCACUAGACUCUUCACAGUGGUUAAAGGCAUUAAAUCUCAUCAGUAAUGCACUCAAUAAACUAAUAGGCAGAGUGAAAGCAGUUCAUGAUGUUAUCAAACAAACAACAGAUUCAUCUGCAGGACUAAAUGGUUCUGAAGAAGCAGUAACAAUUAAUGAUCGAUUUUUAACUAAGAAUGAACAUUCCCUUAUUAUAGCCAAAUUAAAAAAUUUACUUAUUUCUGUUUGUGAUUAUUGCAGUGAAAGACUUGCUUCCCUUGUCAGUACUCAUUCAGACAAGCAAACAAUAACUGCCUUUGAAAUUACUAAUUUAUCUACUGUAGUUGAAAAUUUUUCAAAUUUAUGUGAAUCUGUUUGUGGGAAAUCUAGUCAUGCUUUGAAAGCUGAAUUUAAAAAGCAGGCGGCUAGCUAUGUACAAAAAUUCCAUUCUCAACGAAAACAGAAGUUAAUGCUUAUCUUAGAUGCCGAGCGUUGGAAAGUUGCCGAUGUGCCUCCAGAAUUUCAAAUUUUAGUAGACAAUAUUAGUUCGGGAAGACCUUUACAAUCUCUGCCCAGUUCUCCUGAUAGAGAUACAAAUUCAAGUAUUGUCUCAGAAUACGGUACUGAAUGUACUAAAACGGCUAAUUCCUUAUUAAUUGGAACACAAGAAUAUGUAACCGUGGGUACAGUUCUAAUUCUCAUUCGACUCAUAGUAGAGUAUUGUGUUUGUGCAUAUGACUUACCCAUUUUAGCUACUGUGAUAGGAAGAAAUCUAGCAGAACUUUUAAGGACGUUUAAUUCUAGAUGCUGCCAAUUAGUGCUUGGUGCAGGUGCAAUAAAAACUGCCGGACUAAAUACCAUUACGAGCACUAAUUUGGCACUCACGUCUCGUGCUUUGCAGUUAGUUCUCUGGUUGAUACCUCAUAUUCGUGCACAAUUCAGUUCUCUCGUUCGCGAUUCCUUCAUUGCUUUGGAUGGGGUUGAGAAAGACAUUGGACAUCACAUACAACAACUGGAAUCAAAAAUUUUAUCGUUAAUGAACCAAUUAUUAAAUGAUCAAUUAAAUGAUUGGGAUGCCAAACCGCCAGUUCCCUCAAAAGCUUUUAGGAACGUAUCACGGCAUCUAAAUAAAUUACACGACGCAUUGAAGUCCGUUUUACCAGAAGAGCAGAUUGCUGACAUAUACGAAGUGAUUCAUAAGAAUUUCAAAGUGAGAUUAAGAGAGCAGCUUAUAAAAAUGAAUAUAGAGAACAAUGGUGGCCCCCAGCAUGGAGUUGUGACGUCUGAAAUUGUGUUUUAUACUGAAACACUGAAAUCGUUGAAAGUAUUACCCGAAAAAUAUAUAACGGAAAAAUCGAUGGAAGAAAUUUGGAUCAGAUAAUAUAUUGCUGAAGAUUUAGUUAUAGAUUAUGAAUAUGAAAUUGUAAUAUAUGAAAAAACUUGAGUGAUAUGAUAUUUACCAUAACUUGUAUAUGUUCAUGUCAUUAUUGUAAAUGAGAUUGCAUUUACUUCAAAAUCUAAUUUGUUGUAAUAUUACAUAAAAUAUUUAUACAAAGUAAACAACAAAGUCUGUGGUUGAAAUAUGCUUACAAUACACGUUGACGAAA
This is a messenger RNA of Agrilus planipennis (emerald ash borer), 2865 nucleotides long. RefSeq names its product vacuolar protein sorting-associated protein 54 (gene scat). The coding region runs from base 141 to 2639 and encodes 832 amino acids. Gene Ontology annotation, cellular component: GARP complex. Gene Ontology annotation, molecular function: syntaxin binding. The record is from RefSeq and is a predicted model, not a curated record. Gene Ontology annotation, biological process: Golgi to vacuole transport; retrograde transport, endosome to Golgi. The transcript is spliced from 3 exons. Lineage: Eukaryota; Metazoa; Arthropoda; Insecta; Coleoptera; Buprestidae.